This is a messenger RNA of Aspergillus pseudonomiae, 734 nucleotides long. RefSeq lists its product as uncharacterized. Bases 335 to 568 code for a protein of 77 amino acids. The record is from RefSeq and is a predicted model, not a curated record. NCBI's taxonomy places the organism in Eukaryota, Fungi, Ascomycota, Eurotiomycetes, Eurotiales, Aspergillaceae. The transcript is spliced from 2 exons.
CCUACCUUUUUCUCUUUUCUCUUUAUUCUUCUUGUUCUUUGUCCCUUACGGUACAAUUAAGGACCUUUUUUUUGUUAUUAAUUGAAGAUAAUUUCCGCCAACUAAAAGAUAUUUCCGCCGCCUUUUUUUUUUGCUUGGAUAAUCCACACCUGCUCCCAAUCAGUGCGUGUUUCCUUCUCCACAUGAUCUCGGCGAUUUGUAGGCUGCAUCGUUCUUCGGUCGCUCUUUCGUUCAUCCACCACCACAGCUUCACGCCCCUCUACCGUCUUACGUCUCGCUUCUAGACUCUUGCUAUCGUCUUUUAUAUCUGAGACUUAUCACGACCCCGCCAGGAAUGUCCUACUAUCCCCCUUACUCGGGAGCUCCCGGCUACCCCCCGCAGCAGCAAUAUCAAUAUCCGCCGCCCAACUACGGCGCCCCUCCUCAACCCAUGCAUCAUCAACAGUCGUCGUACGGCGGCGGCUAUCCCGGUCAGGCCUAUCGCCAGCAACAACCUAGCAACGCAUAUGGAUAUGGCCAACCAUCUCCUCAACCAUACGGCUCGCACAACGGUUAUAACGUAUGUUAACUACGAUGACGUCCGGCGUUUCCACUCCUUUUCUUUCAUCUUCUUUUAUUCAUAUAUUCUUCUUUUGUGAAUGUAAAUGGUUGACAUGGUUCUUUAGAGCCCACAGCAGAAUUACGGCCCUCCCGGCGGAGGCCAUAUGUAUCAACAACAACAACAGCAACAACAA